GUCAAGCGUCUAUUUGAGUAAUACACUGUGAAAUAUGGCGAUUUUCAGAUGGUUAUAUCGGAAAAGGCACAUACUCUUCGUGUGUUUAUGCGCUUCUACGUUUUGGAUUGGCUAUCUGUUUCUUUCGCUUCCAAAUAACUCGAAUAAGAUUGGAAAAUCUUCAGUAACAUUACAACAACGUAAGGAUGUUGCCAGUGUGAAACCACCAGAAAACAGUCUUUCUCGCACAAAGUUUUCAUCUCCAUUUGACACUGGUAAAGCUGAGAAGAAGGAUGUACCAGAAAAUAAACCACAAAUCCUUCCUCCUAAAGAGCAGCCAGUCAUUCUUCCAAAGGAGGAACCUAAAAAACCAGUGGAAGAAAAGAAAGAGCCGUCUGUUAAAGAAACAGUAAAACAGCCAGUUUUGGAUGUCAUUCCACAGAAAGAAAUACAAAAUGUUACUGUAAAGAAAAUAAUGAAUGAAACACAGACAAAAAAACAGGAAGGAAUGUUUGAAAAUUUUGGUGAAAAAUUAAAAAAUAAAACAAUAGAAGUUGGACAACAAGUGAAAAAUAAAACACUUGAAAAAUUAUCAGAUUUAGGAGUUAUAAAAAGUCUCAAAGUUCCAAAAUACUUACACAUUCCGGCUCCAUGGUCUUUAAAUCUUUCACUAGAAGACAUUGGCAAUGUAAUGAAAGAUACACAGUAUUUAAAUAAAGAGGACAAAAUUGACAUAAAAUAUCCAAAGUUGCUGUCAACAAAACAAAAUGUUACAGAGGGUAAUGUCACGGUGGCAUUAAGGAAGGUCACAAUGGCUAAUCGUGUGGGCUUCUGUGAUUGUGUCGACUACGACUGUAUGUGUUGUGCUCGUGUGACUGCCAAGAGGAUGCCCUUCAACAGGACGGCAUGUUCCAACAUUACCUACAUAUCCAAGUCUCAGGACUUUGACUUAAGAUUUUCCCUAGAUGGAAAACCCCUGUACAAAGGUGUAAUCUCGGCUGAGUCGCCACCAAAAGUCUGUCUGGGCUCUCUGACAAAGGUGGCAGCUCUGUGUGCUCGCUUCCUAAAUAUAACGUCAACUGUGAGUGUCCACGAAGAACACAAGCUACACGUAAUCGGCUGUCUGGAAUACAGCUUGACUCUCUACAAUAAAACUGUCAGUGCGUAUCCUGUGGAUUGCUUCGAGAUUCCAAGCCACCAACAUCACAAGAAAGAACAUGAAAAUCUCCGAAAUUUUGUCAACUUAGUGCCAUGAAUUUAUUUUAUAAUUUCUUUAUAUACCUUUGUUGAUAUUUUUUGUUUGAUUAUUCUAUCUUUCAGAAAAAGGCUUUAAAUAUAUAUAUAAGUCACUUUAAAUUUUGAUUAUCAGCAUUUAUUUAUUGAACUCCAACAAGAAAAUUUAGCGAAUAUCGCAGAUAUGCAUAUGUUAUAGAAUUAAACGUACAACUUGUAGUCCAGAACAUGGGAACAUUUUGUGUAUUUGAUGUAACAGUUUCUGUAAUUCAAGUACAAAAUUGUCCUCUGCUGGUGAACAUUUUCCCUUAUUCUUCCUGUCAAAUAUUUGACAGAAACUUAUUUGAUAAAGAAAAUUUUAUUUUUAAAAUAGGAAAAAUAUUAAAUAGCUUAUUAUAAUUCAACCACUUAAUUUUAAGUAGUCUGAAGAGUACAACAAAUUAUUUUGGCACGUUUGUGUUGUCGGAGAUAAAUGAAAACUUGUAAUCUAAAAUAUUGUCAACUCAAAGCCUUCAUCUUCUGUGACAUCAUGAAUUUAUGAUUACUGGGAUAUGUGGCAUUGAUAAUUAAUGGGUCAAGGGAUGACUAUUGAAAAUGUUUUCUUUCUCAGAUGAUCACUUUUAAUAAUCUGUUUGUAAUUCUUUGUGGAAAAUAUAUACCAGUACAUGUAAAGAAUACUUCUAGUGGUGUUAGCUGUUAGGCCCAAGUUAAGUUGUUUUUAGUUUUAUUUUGCUAGGAUCAAGUCAGUCUUCAUCCUAACAUAAUUCUAGACACCUGUUUACCGUAGCAGGUCUCUUUAAAAAUACCUGGUGGAAGACAGGCUUUAUGGUGACUUCAGCUUGAUACUAAAAACUGAACGAAUAUAAGACUAUUUCAUAUAAGGUCCAUUCAUUGUGCUUGUUGUUGGAAAUCUUAAAAUAGUAGAGUAGGAAUAUAAUAUAAAGUAUGUACUUCGUAACCUAUUUUAAUGAAGAAAGGCACCAAGUACUUUAAAUUCAACUUUAUCAAGAAAAGCAAAAUUAAAAUAUUUUAAAAGAUACUCUAUAAGUUUGAAGCUAGGUAGGCCCAUUAGUGUUCUUUUCUCAGACUUAAACAUUUGAACACAGUCUCCCCCAUAGAAGAAGUUGGCAACUAUCAUUUCAGUGAAAUAUUGUUUUAGGUUGUCAAUUGCAUCAGGUAUAUACAUUGUUUUCUACUUAAGUAGAACAAAACUUGAGGUGUUCAUUUUUAAUAAUUUUUUCUUUGGGAGUUUUAGGAGCUAUUCCAUUGGAAUAUCCAAUGGUAGGAUUCAAGAAAUAAUGAAAUCAUAUAUAUGUGAUCUUGGUGGGUUCUUGGGAAAAUGCAGCUUAUGAUUAUAUGGUACUACAUGUACAUAAAAUGUAUUUAAAUCAAAUUGUGUCUGUGAUUGUUUGUUUGAAUCCUCCAUUGAGUAGAUAUUUUACAGGAAUAAACCUACUAGUAAUUAUAACUGUAUAUCUAAUUUCACAAUGUUUUUUUAUUGUUUUGUUUUUACCAGUUUGACAUGUACAUAAUUUUCAGAUUUCGAUGAGAUGCAUGAUGCAAAAAAAGCUUGUUGUCAAGUUUUAUGUUGUAAAUGUAUCUGUGUGAAAUGAAUGAUUGUCCAGUUUUACAUUGUAAAUAUAUUAUUAAGUGUUUUUGUGAGAGAAUGACCAUAAACCUGUACUUUGUAAAUAAAGUGUUAAUGUGAGUGUCAAUUUGUACAAUGUAAAUACUUGUUGGUGGAAAAGAAUACUUAUUAUGUAUUUAUUUGUAUAUAAAAUGAUUUGUGUUUGCAAGGAAAUAAUUCAGAAUUAUUUAUUUUAAAUUUUGCAUUAUUAAAAGUCAUGGUAUGCUUGACAAACUUUUCAUAAACCUGUCAAAGACAAGUUGGGUUUGGAGAAGAAUCAUUAUUUAAGUUGACAGAAUUGAUGGUGUAUAUUUGCUGAGAAAACAUGGCCAACAUUUUAAAAUAUUAUUUUUCAUUUUUGCUCGCAGAAAAUAUUUUGACAAUCAGUCAUAUUGAAUAAUUGAAAAUGGUGUUUUGUUCAGGUAUAAAAUUAACAGUGGUGUAUAUGAUGUCCUCAACAGUGAGUCGUGCUACAUGUAGUUUUUGUUGAAUAUUCUGUUAUUUCUGUAAAUAUUUUAUUCAUUCAGCAUUUUUAUGAUUUAUUAAUCUUUAUACUAUUUAUUUUUGAAUUAUACCAAAAUAAUGAUAAUUUGUAGAAAAAAGUUUUGAGCGGAAGAAGUUGGUCUUGCACAUGUUUACUUUUGAUUUAGUUCAAAUUUACUUCUUCAUCGACAGCGUCAAUACCCUGAUUCUAACAAGACUGCAUGAAAUUGCACCAAAGAUAUAGAAAUAAAACAAUACCCAGCAAACUACAAAAAAUAAUCACCAAGUCCUAAUAAUAGUCAUUUAUAAGGUCAGCAAUUCCAUAAAGAUAAAAUAGCAGAGAACAAUUUAUUGUCUCUGGUUUAAAUGUCUUCGGUUUGCAUUGAGUUAAUUGUCCACUUUUGAAAUUAGAAAAUAAAAAGAGAAAAUCUUUAAGGUGGUAAUAGGAUAAUGAAUGUAACAUUUGUAUAAAAAUUACACAACAGUGUAUUCUUGUCGUUAAUGAUCCUAAUUUUUGUUGUCGAUGUAGCAACUUAAAGUUGCCUCAUGCAGGCACCAUCUCUUCAAGAUAGGUACAACAGGACAUAUCAUAACUGCUACUGCAAUCAUCAUUAUAUAUGGUUAUUUACAGUCCUCAAACCCAUUGUUGUAAAAUAACUCCUAUUGAUGAAAUCUCCAGAAAAUUUUAGAAUCCCGUCAUUUUAUGUCACUUUUUUUUAUCAGCUCCCUGGUAGAAAUCUUUACGAAAAUAACAAAUGUACAUGUAUUGUAUGAGAAACUUGUC
This is a messenger RNA of Pecten maximus, 4106 nucleotides long. RefSeq lists its product as uncharacterized. Bases 35 to 1234 code for a protein of 399 amino acids. NCBI's taxonomy places the organism in Eukaryota, Metazoa, Mollusca, Bivalvia, Pectinida, Pectinidae. The transcript has 4 exons. The record is from RefSeq and is a predicted model, not a curated record.